AUGGCCAAGGCAGAGUCCAGUGCACUUGCUCUCCUCGCAGACUGUCUUGUUGACUUGCUCCUGGCAGCUUCGUCCAAGAAGCUCAUACAGCUCUCGGCUUGGGUCUGGUCUGUCGCCUGCUUCCCCACCGCUAUCACCCUCCGUCUCGCUCCGCGCAUCUUUGCCCACGCUGCUGCUCUCCUCGACUCGGACACGUUCCUUGUAGCAAACUCGGUCUCGGUCACAGAUGCAGUCCUCGACAUGAUGCUCCAGCUUGUCUCGCGCCUCCUUGAUCCGCCGCAUGCCGCUGACGAACAAUGCCAUCUCUCGCCUGUCUUGCUCAACCUUCCGGCCUGGUGGCCGUGUCUAUGCACCGGCCUGGUGGUCUGGGACCUCCGCGCAGACAACCUUCGCCCGCUGGUCGCCAAGGCCUCGGCCACUCUUCGUGCCGCCUGGCCGCUCUACUCUGCCUCCUCGCUCUCGUCCUCCUCCUCGUCGUCGCGCUCCAAGCUCCUCGACACCGUCCUCACCGCCAUUGCCAACGACGAGGCCGUCCACCCGGGCGCCCUCCUCAGGCCCAAGGCCCGGCUCGGCGAUUCAGACGUUGCCUACCUCGCGCUCGACGCUUGGAUCCUCCUUGUCCGUGUCCUCGGCGACGCGCUUGUCCGUCAGCCGUCACUUCUCAACGCACUGCUCAAGCUCCCCGAGGCCACUUUCCGCGCGUCCGACCCGGCCGUCCGCGCCUCGUCGUUUGUGCCUUGGUGCCAGCUCGCGGCCGUCCUCUUCUCGCACGCCUCCGAUCCCGAGUCCAAGUUCCGCAUCACCAAGCCGGCCCACGCUGCGCUCUUCCUCAAGCCCAUGCUCGACGUCUACACCCAUCCGGUGUCUGCGCCUGUCCGCGCCGCGGCCUCGUCGGCCCUGGCCGCGCUGCUGGCCCUCUACGCCCCAGUGGCCGCCGCCGCCACCCUCAAGCUCUUCCAUCCCGUCAUCGCCGCCCUCAUCGCCUCGUCACCGUCACCGGACGAGCUGGACCUCCUCGCACACAUCUUUUGCGCCAUCCUCGCCCCACUCCCACCGGCCGACGUGCCGGCCCCGGCAACCCCGCCAUCGUCCUGGACCACGCUCACUGCUCCGCCGCCGGCUCUCCCGGUCACCUCGCUCGACUCGCACCAAUCUUUUCCGGCCAUCGACUUGCCGGAGCAUGCUAUCCCUGCCGUCUUUCCGCUCUUGAGCCAGCUCUUUGGCCUCGCUGUGCGCGCCGCCACCCUCGACACCCUCGCCGCUGCCUGGACACACCUCGCCCGCAGGGUUCGCCUCCACGGCGCCGCCGCCGUCCGCCCGCCGCGCUCGCACGUUCGCGCUGUCAACGCUCUGGUCUCGGCCUCUGUCGAUCUGCUCGCCACGUCCAAUCCGGACUGGCCGACCCCCUCCCGUGCCGCACUGCUCGUCGCCCUCGCGUCCGAGCUCGGCCCCGAAGUCCUCUCGUCGGUCUUCUUCAAGCUCACCCCGCACGAUGACCUCCCCAUCCUUCGCCUCGCUGACGCCGCCUGCCGCCUGCGCCACGCCCAGCCGCAACCGUUCCUCCCUCUCUACGCGAGCCUUGUCGACAUUGCCUUGCAGGGCGUUCUCGCCCUCGAGUCGGCCGCCCAUCUGCUGGCCACUCUCGCCGACCUCUCGGCUGAUCUUGCUCUUGAUCUGUGGGCCACUCUCGCCGGGCGCCUCACCGCCCACCUCAACGGCGACGUCACGUCGGCUACCACAACCUCGGCCCUCGCCCACCUCACCACUGACGCCGCCGAGCUCAUCGGCUCCGUCCUCGCCGCCCCACUUCGCUUCUACCUCGUCGCUGACCCGCCUCAGCUCGCGCCCCAGCUCAUCAAGCCCUGGUCCGCGCUCAUGGAGACCUCGGCUCGCCUGGUGGCGCUCCGCUUCCCGGCAACGCCCAACCGCUCCAUCCACGCCUUUACAACCGCCGCCAUGGACGCGCUCCGCUCGUACGUCGCCGCCGCGCACGCGUCUCCUCCGGACUCACCACCGCCACCUGUCCACAUCCCGCUUCCGGCCCUCGAUCUCCUUCUCCCGGCCCUCGCCGCCGCCCUUCAGCACUUUGCCUUUGUCCUCCCGACAAAGUCUCGCUCGCGCGGCCUGGCCGCUCCCGGCGCUCCGCUCGCCCGCCCGUCUGCGCCGGGCCUGGCCCCGACGCUCGCCCGCACCCGCUCGUCCGACGAAGACACGCGCCCGGGCUCGGGCUUCCCGCUCUCGUCGGCGUGGCUCGAGCUCCUCGAGCUUGCUCACGUCGUCCUUCGCGAUCUCAUCGAGCUGGCGACUGCCGCCGCCGACGGCGCCCUCCCGCGCCUUGUCGCCCACGUCGACUCCCUCCGUGAGUUCUCGCGCGCUGCGCUUGUCGCCUCGCGCCACGUCACCCUCAUCUUUGUCGACAAGUUUGCGGCCCCGAUGGUCGACAUGCUCGCCGCGCCAAAGUCGCUCCUCCGCGCCAAGGUCACCUCGGUCCGCGGCUCGCCCGGCACCUCGCUCGGUGCCGUCCUCGUCAACUGGAUCGCCACCGUCCUUGACGCCCUCGCUCCACCGCGCGUCGCGCCCUACGACUCGGACCUCCUCGCCUUUCUCGCCCCGCUCUUCCAGGGUUGCCUCAUGUCCGGAUCGACCACCAUCCGAAACCAGUUUGUUUCGCUCUGGAACGCCACCUUUGGCAAGGCCGCCCCGGGCGGACCUCCGCUUGUCGUUCCCGUCGGCCUCCGGCCCAUCCUCCGUGCCCUCUGCAACCAGCUCGAAGCCGAGGGCGCGACGCCGUUGCAGCUCGUCGAUCCGACCGCUCUGCGCUCGCCGCCCAAGGCCGCCCGUGCCAAGGCCCGCCUCGCCGUCCGGCAGGCCGCCAACGCCUCGGCCUCCUCCCCGCCGCCCCUCGGCCGCUCCGACUCGACCUUUGCCGCUCCCUCGCCGUCGCCAGUCUUUGGUGCUACCCCCUCGUCGGCCGCACCCGUUCCGGCCUUUACUCCGCCGCGGACACGCGCAACCCUCCUCUCGCCGCGCUUUGCAUCGCCGAGCUCCGUCGCCCGCUUCCCUGGCUCGAUGCUUCACCGGAGCCCUGUCGCCGCCACCGCCGCCGCCUCCACCCGCCCGCUCGCCCGCACCACGCCCUCGUCGCGCGUCCGCAACUCGAUCGAGGCUGCGCGCAAGCUGAACUCGGCCCGCAAGGCCUCGGCCUCGCCCAUCAACUCGCCAUCGCCGCCCAAGCUCCACCGCAAGUCCUCGCCCGCUCUCUCCGACAUCCCGGUCACCUACUCCAAGCUCGACCGCACCACCUCGGACAUCCAGCGGAUGGAGACAACCACCCCCGUCGACCUCACCGCCGCACACCCCGCCCUUCCUGACCCGCCCUCACCCGUCGCCUCGAGCAUCGGCAAGAAGCGGACGUAUGCCAAGUCGCUUGCCGCCGACCAUGGAGAGCCCGCCCCACCCAACAAGCCCGGGCCGCGCAAGCGCGUCAAGCUCCUCGUUCCGCGCGACGCCCACAUGCUCGCUCCGGACCUCGCCACCUCCUCAGCUCUCCGCCAUGCCCUUCCUCGCUCCGUCCCACUCUCGGGCAUCGGUGACGUCGCCUCGCUCCGCAUCUCCGACUUUGACUCUUCCGACGCUCUUGGCUCGGUCCUUCUGCACAACGUCCGCGCCUUUCUCGAGCGCGAGCGCGCCGUCCGCGAGUCCGCCGGCCUCUCAUCCAUUCGUCGCCCCGCCGCCGCCGCCGCCGCCCCCAACCCCUCCUCCACUGAGCGCAUGGUCUCAGUCUUUGUCCCGGGCGUCAAGCGCGGCAAGCGCGUCCUCAUCUCGGAUCUCUCCUCCUUUGACGCCCUGUACGACCGCCUCACCUCACUCUUCCCAGGCCUCUCCAAGCAGACCCUCGCCUCGGCAAACUCGUCCUACUACGUCGACUCGCGCCUCAACGAGCUCGACAUCGACGCCUCACUCAAGUGGUCCCAGCUCGUUGCCGACGAUGUUCGCGAGCUCCACAUCGAGUAGUAUCCCCAUUGUAGUCGCUCGGACGCGUUGUCGCCCGUCGAAAAAGUGAACAACACACACA
Molecule: messenger RNA, 4075 nt
Organism: Thecamonas trahens ATCC 50062
Lineage: Eukaryota; Apusomonadida; Apusomonadidae
Exons: 2
Coding region: 1-4014 (1337 amino acids)
Biological process (GO): telomere maintenance
Cellular component (GO): nucleus
Source: RefSeq, a predicted model, not a curated record